AUGUCAAGUUCGACUCCACUCCUCUUGACGCCCGAGUCGUCAUCGGAGCAAGAAACCCUGAGUGAAGCCGCACCCAACCUGCAGUCCUUAGACGAGUUGGUCGAGUGGUGCUUGGGAGGGUUCGAGUGGACGCAGUUCUUCCAGGCCAUGACCGUCUCGGCAGCCUGGUUCAUUGACGGUCAGCAAGCUAUCAUUAGCGACUUCACCGACGCAGAACCAACCUGGCACUGCACAUCCGUGGCCAACACCACCUGUUCACUGAGCUCGAACGCGUGUGACCUUCCCGCAUCACAGUGGGCUUGGGAUGGGCCCUCCGACAAUUCUAUCAUAUCGGACUGGGCCCUCGAAUGCGCCAGCUCGUUCGUCACCGGCCUGCCCACUUCAUCCUUCUACCUGGGAUGCCUAUUGGGGGGCUUCAUCUUCGCCACCCUUGCGGACUCAUCCCUCGGACGGAAAAACUUGCUUCUAAUGUCGUGCCUAGUGAUGUCCCUGGCUGCAUUUGCGACGGCGUUCUCCGCCAAUAUCUGGAUGUACUCAGGCCUGAGGCUCGUAAGUGGGCUCGCACGUGCAUCUAUCGGGACCUGCGCAAUCGUACUGGCCACCGAAAUGGUCGGGGAAAAGUGGCAACGGUUCAUCGGGAUGAUGGGCCUUUUCAUGGAAACGCUGGGGAUGUUAUCACUAGCCCCAAUCGCUUACGCACUUAGGGCUGCCUCGUGGCGAAACCUCUACCUCACGACUUCUCUACUCGGGAUAGUAUAUUCUGCCCUAGUUUACUUCUUCAGCAGUGAGUCCCCGAGGUGGCUCUUGACGCAAGGACGAGAAAUGGAGGCUGUGGCGGUACUCGGAAGAAUUGCGCCCAAGAGGCAUAAUAGCCUGAAAUGUUACGUCUCCAGCCUUGCGCCAACCCUUAAGGAAGACUCAUCCAAGGUCAGCCUCUAUUCAUCGAUGAAGGAUCUGUUCAAGACCAGAAGGGCACUCAAACUACUGCUGAACGUCAUGGUCCUAGGGUUUGGCUCAGCGAUGAUGUACUAUGGUGUUCUUCUAGGGGUUGGGAACUUCGGGUACAGCAUCUACCUCGGCCUCACGUUGAAUGGGCUUCUGAUCAUUCCGUCGUACUUCACUUCAUAUUUCUUGAUGGAUCAAUUGGGUAGAAAGAAGACAUUGCUAGGGUCUACCACACUAAGCAGUGUGCUCAGCAUUGCGUACGCUCUCGUCCGGAGCGAGCUAAAGAGUGCCGGAAUGGUGAUGGAGCUAGCGUCUUUCUUCUGCGCUUGCAUGGCUGGUAACGUGCUGUUUAUCUAUACGGUUGAGUUAUUCCCUACACGCAUGAGAAAUUCGGCCACUUCGAUGAUGAGGCAGUCGAUGAUAUUAGGAAUCCUAUUUGAUCCGAUACUGAUUUCAGCAGGAAGGAGAAUUCGAUUCCUGACUUUUUUAGUGUUCGGACUCGCGAUAGGUCUAUGCGGGGCGGCGGUAAUAUUCUUGCCGGAGACAAGGGUAGUAAGGGUUUCCGAUAUGAUGGACGAAGAAGACCAAGGGACGAAUAAUGCAAAUGGGCGGUCAAUCAAUUAA
Molecule: messenger RNA, 1569 nt
Organism: Punica granatum (pomegranate)
Lineage: Eukaryota; Viridiplantae; Streptophyta; Magnoliopsida; Myrtales; Lythraceae
Source: RefSeq, a predicted model, not a curated record